This is a messenger RNA of Phasianus colchicus (ring-necked pheasant), 10457 nucleotides long. RefSeq names its product TATA-box binding protein associated factor 4b (gene TAF4B). Gene Ontology annotation, biological process: DNA-templated transcription; transcription initiation at RNA polymerase II promoter. NCBI's taxonomy places the organism in Eukaryota, Metazoa, Chordata, Aves, Galliformes, Phasianidae. Gene Ontology annotation, cellular component: transcription factor TFIID complex. Gene Ontology annotation, molecular function: DNA binding; RNA polymerase II general transcription initiation factor activity; protein heterodimerization activity. The record is from RefSeq and is a predicted model, not a curated record.
GGGCCCACGUGGGGCCGCCGAGCAGUAGGCGGCGGCGGCGGGGUGACCAUGUGUGCUGGGCGGUGUGCCGCCGGCCGGGGCAGCGCCUGAUCGCCGAGCGAUGCUGCGGGGCGGCGCGGGGCCCUACGCGACCCGGCCGCCCCCCUCGCCUUCUCUUUCUCCUUCUCCAUGAGCGCCCCGGCGACGGCGGCGGCCCCCGUCAGGCUGAUGCCCGGCGGGCACCCGGAGCAGCCGCCCGCCGGCUCUCCCGCCGGGGGCCCGGCUCCCGCGUGCGGCAGCCCCGCCGCCAAGGUGCCCGGCUGCCCGGCGCCCUCCGCUCCCUCCGCGGGGCCCCCGGCGGUGCGCGCGGCUGCUGCGGGGGGCCCGCGGCCGCUGGUGGUACCCAAGGGGCCGCCCGCCGCCACCAUCCAGCUGCCGGCCAACUUCCAGCUGCCUCCAGGAACUGUUCUUAUCAGAAGCAGUAAUGGUCAACUGAUGCUAGUAUCUCAGCAAGCAAUAGCACGAGCACAGCCUCAACCACAAAAUAACACAAGUGUACGACUGUCUGUACCUACCAGCACACCUGCAGUCAGAAUAUGUGCUGUACAGAACUCUGGCACCCAGUUAAUAAAGAAAGCAGUACCUACUCCUUUGAAAACAUUGUCUCAAACAACAAAUGCUGUGACUUCUACUGUUCAGUCACCUGCUGUUAUGCAGCCAGCAGCUGCAACAGCUAGUGUUACUGCAGUUACUGCUGUAAAGCCUUUGAGUACUGGAACACCUGUAAAACUUCCAGUUACAGGACCACCUGCACAAUCCAUCUCCCAAAAGGCAGUCUCCGUGAAAGUAGAGGGCACAACAGUAGCACAGACCAGCACUUCAACAGAGAUGCUAGAGAAUGUGAAGAAAUGCAAGAAUUUCCUUGCUACGCUAAUAAAAUUGGCAUCUAGUAGUGGACCUCAAGCCACUGAGAUGGGGCAGAAUGUGAAGAAUCUGGUGCAAAAUCUAUUGGAAGCAAAAAUUGAACCAGAAGAAUUUACAAAGAAACUGUAUGUAGAGCUCAAGUCUUCUCCACAGCCGUAUUUAGUUCCUUUUCUCAAGAAAAGUAUGCUUGCCUUACGGCAGCUAAUGCCAAAUGCUCAGAGUUUUAUCCAGCAGUGUAUGCAGCAGCCUGCUCUGACCCAAGAAGCUGUUUCAACUUGUACUUCUGCACUAACUCCUUCCACAGCAGUGGUAACCUCACCUGUAGCAACCAAUCCUCUUCCCAUUAUAAAACCAGUGUCUGCCUCCACAACAGUCACAGCCGCUCCUGUUAUAAAACCAGUCCUUUCCAGUGCAUCAGUGACAGCCUCUCUGCAGGCUGUGAAGCCUGUUCCUGCCUCUGCAGUGGUGACAGCCUCUCUUCGUCCUGCACCCUCUGUCCUCACCACAGCAAUAUCGACAUCAGGGCUCACUGCUAUCCAAACUGUAAAGCCAGUCUUCACCUCUGCAGUAGCAACAACAUCUCUCCAGUCUGUAAAGCCAGUGCUCGUCUCUACAGUGGCAUCUUCAGCAGCAACCCCUCUCCAGCCUUUGAAACCUGUCAUGGGCACCCCCAUCAGUAUUAAAAUCUCACAGCCCAACUCCAUCGUUGCGCAGCCAGUGGCCACUCAGCAGGUGGUUAAAGUGAAACAGUUGGUAGUCCAACAACCAUCAGGAACCAUUGUAAAGCAAGUAUCCACACUUCCACAGUCCUCAACGCUGACUCUUCAGACACCUGUUGAGAAGAGGAUGCCGCUGAAUACACUUGUUCAAACAAACCAAUUUCCUGCUGGCUCUGUUCUGAAGCAAGUUACCCUGCCAGGAAAUAAAAUCCUGUCGCUUCAAGCGUCUCCUCUUCAGAAAACUAAAAUAAAAGAGAAUGGAACAACAUCCUUCAGUAGAGAUGAAGAUGACAUAAAUGAUGUGACUUCCAUGGCUGGAGUCAACAUUAAUGAAGAGAGUGCAUGCAUUCUGGCAACAAAUUCAGAGCUCGUUGGUACUGUGAUCCGCUCUUGUGCAGAUGAACCUUUUCUGUUUUCUGAAGCACUUCAGAAGAAGAUUUUGAACAUCGGUAAAAGGCAUGACAUUAUGGAACUUAACUCUGAUGUUGUGAACUUGAUCUCCCAUGCUACACAGGAGAGAUUACGAGGGCUCCUAGAAAAACUAACUGUAAUUGCUCAGCACAGAAUAUCAACCCAUAAGGGGAGUGAUACAUACAUUGUAUCUAGUGACACCAGAGCACAGCUAAAAUUUCUUGAAAAGCUUGAUCACCUAGAAAAGCAAAGAAAGGACGAAGAGGAACGUGAAAUGUUGCUACGAGCAGCCAAGAGCCGUUCCAAUAAAGAAGAUCCAGAGCAUCUGCGUUUAAAGCAGAAAGUGAAAGAGAUGCAACAGUUGGAAUUAGCACAAAUGCAACAAAGAGAAGCUAACCUCACAGCUUUGGCAGCCAUUGGACCAAGGAAGAAGAGACCACUGGAUUCAUCAAAUGCUGGAUCUGGGAUAGAGGGUUUGAACAGCAAUGGAAUUGCUCCUGGGUCAUCAAAUUUUAGCCUUACAAAACAGCUUCUUCGUCCAAGAAUAACUCGUGUCUGUCUCAGGGACUUGAUAUUCUGCAUGGAACAAGAGAGGGAGAUGAAGCAUUCUCUAACCUUGUACCGUGCUCUUCUGAAGUGAUCUGAAUUUCACAUUUCAACUUGCUGUCUACUGCCAAAGAAAACACUGAAGCAUUGUUGCACUGUCUUGAAAUUCCAAUUUCUGGAAAACGAUCCGUUGUAAGGAUAACUCUUGUUUACAGAUAAACAUUUUUAUUAAAUACCUAACUUAGCACCGGUAGGGUUUUUAAUAAUGUUUGGCUUAAACCAGUCUGUAAACCAGUGAAAACACUGAGCUGUACACACAAGUCCCUGACUGGCUUGCAUUUAUGUGUCUUGCAGGCUCUGAGGGCUUGAUAUGUGUACCUAGUUUAUGUAUGUUACUUGCUUCAGUACUCCAGAAUCUGCGACAUCUGUUUGUAGUGCCUUCUUCUAAUCCAACCUUAUCUAGGGGACAAGUAACUCUUUAAAGGCACUGCACAGCAUGACAAUUGUAUUUAUUCAUGAACCAGCAGUCAAUGAACAUGCUAAUGUAUUGCCUGUUUGUCUCGACAAAUCUCCUUAAAUCAGAUGUCCUUAAAUUUUCUGGGUUUAGAAUUACUAUUGAAUGUUACUUUGUGGAGCAAAGUAGCAAACAGAAGGAGUGAGGGACACUUCCUCUUCCCCACAACACUUCAACUGUCCCCUUCCCUUUUCUGCUGAGAAAAGUGAUUGAGGGAGGAUGAACAAAUUGGACAUUCUUGUGGUUAAAGUACACCAAGCAGUUGUAGGUAGGGCAUACUUUGAUGUUUAGGAAAAUCUGGAGUUAGUAAACUUGAAUACAGGGAGUAAAAAAAGCCUGAAAAAGAAGGGUGAAAAGAAGAAACUGAUUUCUUACGUUUUUCUUUGUGUAGGUAACAAAAAAAAAAAAAAAAAGCAAUGGAUUUAAGCAUAGAUUUAGAAAGAAAUGAACCAAAACCUGGGCUUAUUGCAAGAAAGGGAAGACUUGAGAUAUGUUAAAUAUUCUGAAACUUUACAGCUAGAGACUCUUAAGGAGAUGCAUAGUAUUUGCAAAGCACAGGAUUCACUGCUUUACUGAGAAUACUGAUUUAGUUGUCAGCUUAAUGUUUAUCAUACCUUAAUGUGGUAUAACAGGGAAACUUUUCAGGUAGAAAGUAGUUAGUUUAGACAGUUGCCUUGUUUCCAUUCAGUAAGGAGGAUGUCUCCAGACUACCAAGACUGCUAGAAUAGAUUGAAAGAUUUUCUGCUCUGCUGGUAAAGAUUGCCUUGCGGUAGGAGGGAAAAGCUCCAGGUCACCCUUCUCCCCAGCCUCUAGACACGUUGCCUCCCAUGACACAGUGCUGCAUAGCAUGGCUGCUUCCCAGGACAAGUGGGAAAGGCACUGAUAUAUUGAAUGGCUUCCUGCUAAAACUUAUUUUCUUUCAAGGAACAAGCUUCCUAUGGUUAUUUGGCAUGCUACUUUAAAACUUAAAGUGAUAACUUAAACACCCUCUACCAUCAGAACCACUGCAUAUAGUUACCAAAUUCAGUAAGUUUUGAGUCAGGUUUUUUUUUGUGUGUGUGUUGAAACAGUAGUAAACAAAUUAGCAAAUGAAUGCUGUAAAUUAUUUAUAUAUGUAUAUAUGGCAUAUAUAUAUAUAUAUAAAAGAAAAGCAGUACUUUGACUAAGCUAUAGUUUGCGAGAUAUUGAUAGCAUCAGGCAAAAUUGUUUUGUAUAAUUAAAUGCUUAGCUUUACUUUUUAUGUAAAGUGCAGCAUUUUCCAUAUUUGUGUACUGUAUCUUAUUGAUCAGAUGUUUAAAAUUAUUUUAAAUACUGCAUUAAAGCAAUUAUUUUAUUAAAAAUAAUAAAUAGCUAACUUUGUUUAUUCCCUAGUAUGAGAAAUUCAGCAUCUGAAGCUGUCAUCACCGUGACUAAUGGCAUGGUUCUGAGAAUGAGCCCCAGCUAUCUGCCCAUCACGGUGAUUGGCACGGUUACCCAACCUGAAGUGUUAAUGAUAAGCAUCUGUUUUCUAAGGUUUUUAAACAGAACUGGGUGACAGAGCAAAAAAUUACUUGAAGGCAAGUGGAUGGGGAGGGGGGCAGAGUAAAAGCAACCCCUCAUUUAUCCAACUUCCCCUGUCAGUCAGCACAGAGCUGUUUUUUUUUUAUCAGCUGAACAGAAGUAUUUAGCACAUGUUCUGGAAAGUAGAAACACAGAAAGCUUCUCAGACCUCAGCAACAUGCAAUGGAAGCAGUGUCCUAAAUUGUUUUUGAAGCAACUCACAACUAAUUAAGUGCAGGUAGGAGAACACAGAUGAGCAUCUACAUAUGGGCCUGCCUGUUCUUCAAACCAAUGAGACCUUUAAAAUAAAAGAUAUUACAGAAAAUAAAUUACACGAUAAAUAGAUAUACAUAAUAAACUUCAAAAGACAAUUGAAUGUUUUUAUUGCCUGCUUGCAACAGAGAUUAUGUGCUUUCGUUACUGCUGUCACAGCAAGUUGCCUCUGUUCAAAACUUAAGGAGGGAGAGCAGGCGUUUUCCAAAGGUUUUUCAGCAGUUUCAGGCCUGACUUCAGACAGAAGGAAGCAUGGUGAAGGUGCAAAGGCUAAAACUACUUGUCUUCUUCCUGAGGCUUCAUCCUGUGUCUCAUUUAAGCUCACCUUUGCUUCUGAGAAGAGCAGGUGACUCCUUUGCUCUGCUGCACCAGGAGUUAAAGGAGGGAUGGCCGUGGGAUUAUCUUCCCCUUUUUCCCAGACUCACCAUCAUUUAUGGGAAAGUGAAUUGUUCUUUACACAAUAAAAACUCAGUUAUGAGAUGAUGAAGACGAACCCUGACAUUGUUCUUCCAUGCUUCUUGGUUGCUGGGAUGCUUGUGUUCCAGCCUCAGCACUUAGCAGCAGAGCCACUUAUGCCAUGGAUGCUGCAAUGGGUCUAAAGCUUACCCCAGGCACUUCCUGCUGUCCAGAUGGUCUGUUAGUGUGGUGCCUCUUUCUGAUGCACCAAGCUGUCCAGGGAACUAUCCAUGGCAUUCAAGUAUUUUGCCUUCAGAGAAAACAGUAUAUCCAGUUGUGUGGGGGAAACCUGUUGUUGCUGGCUCUUGAUUAAUACCGUUUUAACAACAUUGUACUACACUCUAAGUUACAUGGGAACAAAAGGGGCCUUGCACUCUUUCUCCCUUUGCUGCUUUUUUCCUUUAUUGCCAUUUUUGAGUCUUAAUGCUGAAUCCACUUGCCAGCUCUUUGCACUGUCUUUGACUCCAGCUCUCCCCCUGGGAAGGACUAGCUGAAGCACACAAACACACCCUGCAGCCUUGUUCUAGGUUUAAUGAGGAAGGUAGCAGGGGCCUGGGAGAUUGCUAGAUGAUUCCUCAAAGCCAUCAUGCUCUCUUGGACACUGACACGAGUAGCUUAAGGCUACUGUUUGCGUCAAGUUGUUCUAGGCCUGCUCUCUUGUAGGGACCUGUGUCCUACCAUGUGAGUGCACUUUGCCUGGAAAAAAAUGCUCUCAGCUGCUCUCUGGGUUCAUCUGUUUGCUGUGUUCUCUUUGCUUUUCUCUUCAUUUGCGAUCACUGGGAUUAAGAAGGAAAGACAAAAGCAAAUGAGGAUGUCCUAAAGGGGUAGGCUGCCCAAGUGAUUGGACUUGCCCUCAGUAACUUCUCAAACAACAGCUGCUGAAUUUCUGAAUCCAAGCACUGUACAUGUUUACCUCUUUAUGUACCACACUUGAUGUCUGCACAUGUGAGAUUGUUUUCCAUGGACUCAGGUUUGGAGCCUGCAGCUCUGGAGGUUACAGGAAUCCACAGUGAAGGCUUCCCUCAGAUGGCCACAAAAGUAGUACAGAGUCUGAAGAGCUAUCAUACCUGACAUUUUGCCAUUUCUGGCACUAGCUUUUCAUCAGUCAGUGGUUUGUCCCACCCAAUCCAGUUGGAAGGCUGCCUUGCAUGCCUGCCAGUCACAAGGCCUGUGUUUCACUUGGUGCAGGCCUUUGCAAGCUAGACAAGCACCCCUCUGGGGCUUUUCUCUUAUUUUGAAGGCAUAGGCAAGAAACCCAGGUUUUUCCUUCCAAGAUAGGUCAGUCAUCGUUCCUAGUGCCUUUUCUGAUACAGGCAUGAACUGAUCACUCCUUUACUGCUAUCUGUAACUAUUCUUCCAUGUUAGUUGCUAACUUUGUGGCCCUGUCCCUUCUCAGGAUCCUCUAUUUUAUAGCUUCCAUUACCUCUUGUCCUAUCACAACAUGCCUUCACAAGAAGUCUCUUUCCAUCUUUCUUAUAAGUCUCCUCUUAAAGUCUUAAAAGUCUGCAAUCAAGUCUCCUUAGAGCUUUCUUUUCAUUCUCACAGGAAGUUUGUGUUUCAUGGUGGCCAAGGCUUCUACCACUAGGCCCUACUAUAUUCAAGAGUUUUCUACAGAUCCUUGUAGCAGUAGGUCUUUCUAAGCUUUUACAAGACAUUUCCUUGGCAGGUAUCUUUCUUCAGAGCCAAGUUGGAUGGGACCCGGGGCAGGCUGGUCUAGUAUUAGAUGGAGAGGUUGGUGGCCCUGCCGUCUAGUAUUUGGCGGCAGGGUUGGAGAUUCAUGAUCCUGGAGGUCCCUUCUAACCCGGGCCAUUCUGUGAUUCAUGCCUACCUGAGGGUACCUGACACUCAUCUGUUCUCUUUUCCCACACCACGGAGCUGGUCUCUGUGGGUAGAGCCAACACUACGAAGUCAUCCUCCUCUCAGCAGCUCAGUGUUUUCCUUAAGAAUUACAAUUAUCGGUAAGCAAUUUAUUCUCUCUGCUAGAUCACAGAGAAUGUUCUUCUAAAAUCAGUUUGAGGUGAAAACCUGUCUUUAAAAGAAAUGCACAACUUCCUCUAAGGUCUGAGCUCCUGGACAUGAAACUCCAGCAACAAGGCGAGAGAAAUUCCUGAAGAAGAUGCAAGUGUCUGUAUAUUAAAAUCCUUUGAUACUUUUGUGCAAAACUGUGCAGAGAAUAAAGACCCCCUUGAAGAGCUGAUGAGCUGAAGUACUCAAGAAGAAAGAUAGGAAAAGGAGAUUGAGAACUGAGCUAUCUUCUCUCUCAACAACUCUGGUACAUUUACAUGCUUUCUGGUAUAGGCUUUUUUUUUUUUUUUUAACAGAAAUCACAUAAAACUGCCCUUGUAGAAGAAGAAAAGAGGUCCAUCGAGGUAGGUGAGUAUGUGUAUGCAGGCUGUAUUUUUAAUGAAGCAGACUUAUUGGAUAAUUACUACUUGGGAAAAAUCCUUAAAUUGUUACUUCCUGUUCAAGGCAGUUUUCACUCUGUGUUUCUCAAAAUUUGGAGAAAUCCUCUGUAAUCCUAUCACUGCACUUUGAAGGAGUAGCAUGAAAGGUGACCACCAGCUUCAGUGCUGUACUCCAGGCAAAAAACCUAGAGUGCUGCCAGGUAUGGGGGAAUGUGUUGUUUCCAUGGGAAUCGGUGGCCCGACUGAUGCUGAGAGGCUGGGAUGAGUAGAUAUGGCAUGGUCUGUUCAAUAUCUCAAAGCUGGAGCAGUUUGUACUGAUGUGAAAACAAACAUGGAAGGAGGCUUAUAGCCCAUCUAACUAGCAUUGAGCUGACACAGUCAUCAAGGGUUGCGCUACCUUUUGUCAGGGCUAGGGCUGUAAUUUUCUGCACUCUGUCUUUCACCAGCUGGCUCAUUAGCCCUUUGCAACUUGGCUGGAAGGUGGUGCAAACUCAAAUGGGUCUCGUCUCAGAGAGCUCUCAGAGCCUUUGCUUCUCACUUGAAAGUUUUGACCUUCUUUAUUACAGAGAAAAAAAACUGAAAGUGACCCAAGCUUCAGGUACAAAAGGCAAGUAUUAAAAGUGAAGUGGGUUUUGACUUUGAAUUUCCUUGCUUCUUAGAGACUGCUGGUGAGGGAUGCCCUGGAGCUGGAGAGGAUGGCUCCAGAAAGAGAUCCCCUUGAGUGUUUAAUCAGCCCUUCUCAGUAGUCUGCUGUAGGAUGCCGAAACAGAAAUCAGUGUUUCUAGUUUUUUUCCCAUGCCAUAAAGAAGAACCUGUGGGAAGUUCUGGCUGUGUCCUUACACAAAACCAGGAUAUCCAGUAAUUAGUGAGAGAUACCUCCAGGGCAAGCUCAAAUUUUGCAACACUUCCCAAGGCAGGGAAAAUGCCUUGGGCUAGGGCAGUCUUGGGAAGAGAGUGAGUCAGGAAGCUGCUUUUUUUUUUUUUUUUUUUUUUAAAGAGCAGUCUCUCUAUAUGCUUGAUCAAGACAAACUUCAGAAGAGUUUGCCAGGAUCCAAUUCUUCUAGAGCUAACUACACCUGGGUGAGGCUCCUUCAGCUUCUGGGGUACAUGACUGCUCUUUCAGGCUUUUUCUUUGUAACGGGCUGAAGUUUUUGCAGUUCUAUGUGAAAGCUGAGUUUCUGAUGACAGUCAGGCCUGCCCAGGGCGAGGGGACUGCCCUGCUCCUCUGCUCUCCAGAGCUUGUUGAUGCGUGCUGAGGUCUCCAGGUUCCCUUGAGGGCAUUAUGCCACAUGUGAGGUGCUUGGUGAUUUGGGGAUAUGGCAUAAAUACUCCUUGGCUUUUUGAGCUAAGAGCCCCAAACUUGGCUGCCUGAAGUCAGGGUGCAGUGACCUGAGUGAGGCUCCCGUGGCCUCACAGUGGCCAGAGUGGGUGUUCCCAAUCUCAUCUUGCACAGCUUCACAGAUACAUUUCCUCCCCAAAGCUUUCUUCAUGCCUGAAUUUUAUUUUUUUUUUCCCUCAAAUGAUGACCAUCCUAUCCCAGCUCUCUCUAGGCUGGAUGCCUUGGUUUCCUUCCAUAGGAGAGCAUAUGCACAAAAAACUCUUCAGCUGUCACGUGUCCGGAUUGCAGGGUCAUGGAUCUCUAUGGCAGACCUGUUGUCCUCCAUGUAGACAGAAAUGGUGAGUAUUUGGAUAUCCUCCAUGUGUGCUGAAAUGAUUCAACAGAACUAAAAGAGGGUUCAGAUACUGGUGAUCUUUGUUAACUGUUAGGCAACGUGACAUUUUUGCUCUUGAGAGCUUACAGAUCUGGGAUGGGAUGUCUGGGGAGCCUUGGGAGCGCUGGCUGCAAUGGUCUGCACCGUCAUCCCAGUGCCCCCACCCUCCAGCCCUCCUGAGGUGUCAGGGACACGGACUCCCCUUUCCCUGGAGGACAAUAGAAAUGGAGCGGUUUUCCUGUCCUAGACCCCUCUUGGGAUCAAAAGCAAAAAGGAGGAGGAGGGCUGUCCCACACAGCUGUAGCUAUUUUAAGCUACUAAGCUGUUUUCUCUUGGAUGUCUCCUUCAAGAUGUGCUUUGCUGUACUGCCAACAAAAGCUUGCUAUCGUUAGGUUUCUGCAGCAUUGCAACAAACGCCACAAGAAGGAAGCACUUCUCAGCAGCCCGACAACCCACAUCCCUGCAUCUGGGAUUUCCCUGCAGGUAGUUUUGGUAAUUCCCCCUCCCACUAUGCCACACUUCGGGGAUCUCCUUGGCACAUAGUUGAGUCCCAAGCCCUCCAACAAAGCUACAUCUUGCAGCAACUCACACACCCUUGGGGCCGGUGGCAGUUUGGUGCUGCCCAUUGCUUGCAAGCCCUGGGAGUCACAGAGGGGCUCCCUUCACUCUCUCAUUACAGUUUUCUUUCCAAGCAGGCAGGGAUGCCUCUCACAGGGAACUGAAAACAGCCUCCACUCCCAGGGCGUGGAGCUCUCCUUGCACUCUGCCUGUAGCAGGCUGCCCAUGGGAAGUGAGUGGCACACUGUAGAGGCUCUGUGUAAUUAAUGUUGUUUCUCUGCAUGAAGGUAGCACUUAUUCCCUGAUUGAUAUCUGUGCUGAUAAAUAUGUAGGUCCAACAACAACUGGAUGAAAAAAGAUUAGAGUGGAAUCACAGAAAGGUAUGGGUUGGGAAGGACCCUAAAGCCCACCCAGUCCCACC